Molecule: messenger RNA, 490 nt
Organism: Leguminivora glycinivorella
Lineage: Eukaryota; Metazoa; Arthropoda; Insecta; Lepidoptera; Tortricidae
Exons: 3
Coding region: 1-384 (127 amino acids)
Source: RefSeq, a predicted model, not a curated record
AUGGUCUUCCGUAAAGUUGAGCAUCUACUAAAACGCCUCUGGGAGCCUGGUCGGGAACGCGAGUUUAUCUUCACUUGUGAAAACAUGAAAAUAAAGUUGGAAGGCAAGAUUGAAGAAGUAACUGGUGCCGACGGUAAGAAGCACUGGAAGAUUGCUGACUACAAAUACAGCUACGAACCAGACAAGGUGUGGAUUAGGAUCACUAAUCUCUUCGGCGGCGAUGAGAAAACGUCCGCUCCCGUGCUAGACUUCAUCAACCAGCAAUGGCGGGUGUUCAUCCACAGUGUGGGAAAGCCGUUUGUCGACGAGUUCCUGGAGCUGAUGGUCGCCAACGUCAACAAGUGGAUGGCUUCGGUCCCGACUGACGAGCUGGAACUUGUUUAAACUUGUUACUAAAAUAUAUUUCCGUCAUGAUUAAUUUCAUUUUAUGUUUCAUGCUCUUUGAUGUCGCACGGGAAAUAAUUUAAGCCACUUAGCUUUUAAAAUGUAA